UUCUCCCACUACCACAACCUCAAAUAUACCUAUCCACCGAUCUUAUUCACAAUUUACCCCCAAAUAAUGUUGAAGCCGCAUGUUUACCAUCCUCACACCACCACCAAAACCCUAGCCUCGCCAUUGCAUAAGCCAUUUUCCCACGGCACUGCCCUCGCAUUUCUUCCUUUCAACGCCUGUUCUUCAUUGGGCAAGACAGCGAAACCUUUUAAAGCCAGGGUUGUUCCGAACAAAAUCAAAGCCGCGGUAGACGUUAACUUCACCGAUGAUGGUAUCCUAACUGACUACACUGUGAAAGGUGUGGUCACAGUUAAACAAACUGUAGGUGGUUUCCUCUCCAACUUAGGGUUAAGUAGAGGGAUAGAUGAUAUCCAAGACUUGCUCGGCAAAUCAAUCCUCUUGGAGCUUGUCAGUCUCGAGCUGGACCCCAAAACGGGGCAAGAGAAGGAGACGAUCAAAGCGUAUGCACAUCGAGUAAAACAGAAGGGUGACGACGUGACAUAUGAGGCGGAAUUCAAAGUAGGCCAAGAUUUUGGGGAAAUAGGUGCUGUGGUCGUUGAAAAUGAACAUCACAAAGAGAUGUUUUUGGUGGAGAUCGUGCUUGAUGGUCUCACUGAUCCUAUUACCAUCAGCUGUAACUCUUGGGUUCACUCCAAGUUCGACAAUCCUCAAAAGAGAGUCUUCUUCCCUCCCAAGUCAUACUUGCCGUCACAAACACCAAGCGGAUUAAAGAGAAUGAGAAAGGAAGAGUUGCAGGCAUUGAGAGGGAACGGCGUGGGAGAGCGCAAGUCUUUUGAGAGGAUAUACGACUAUGAUGUUUAUAAUGAUCUGGGCGACCCUGAUUCUGAUCUCAAGAAGAAAAGACCAGUGCUCGGCGGCAAUAAACAGUUCCCUUACCCUAGACGUUGCCGGACUGGUCGCCCUCGCUGUGAAUCAGAUCCAGAAUCGGAGACAAAGAGUAAUAUGUUCUACGUGCCAAGGGAUGAGUGUUUUUCGGAGGUGAAGCAACUGACAUUCUCGGCAAAGACGGUGUACUCGGUGUUUCAUGCGGUGGUCCCAGCGCUUCAGACGGCGAUUGUAGAUAAGGAUCUUGGGUUCCCAUACUUCACAGCCAUCGACCAACUGUUCAAUGAGGGGGUUGACUUGCCUCCCCAGGAGGGAAACAAUAAGUGGAGAGAAAUUCUUCCUAGACUACUCAAGGCCAUUUCUGACAGUGACAAUGCCUUGCGCUUCGAAAUUCCUGAAACCAUGGAACGAGACAAAUUCUUUUGGUUUAGGGAUGAGGAAUUCGCUCGACAAACUCUUUCUGGGAUCAACCCAUAUGCUCUUCAAUUGGUCACGGAAUGGCCACUGAAGAGCAAACUUGAUCCUGCAAUCUACGGCCCCCCGGAAUCGGUAAUCACCAAAGAGAUGGUCGAGCAACAAAUCCGAGGUUUCUGCUCAUUGGAGGAGGCAUUGGAGCAAAAAAAGUUGUUUGUCCUAGAUUACCAUGACCUGUUACUACCAUACGUGAAGAAAGUUAGACAGCUUCCAGGGACAACAUUAUAUGGAUCACGCACGCUAUUUUUCUUAAACCCGGACGAGACUCUGAGGCCUUUGGCCAUCGAGCUAACUCGCCCCCCUAUGGAUGGGAAGCCACAGUGGAAGGAAGCAUAUAGGCCUUCUUGGCAUUCUUCAGGUGUCUGGCUUUGGAGGCUUGCUAAAGCUCAUGUGCUUGCUCAUGAUUCCGGUUAUCACCAGCUUAUUAGUCACUGGCUAAGAACCCAUUGUUGUACUGAACCUUAUAUAAUUGCUACAAAUCGACAACUCAGUGAAAUGCAUCCAAUCUAUAGACUGCUCCAUCCCCAUUUCCGUUACACAAUGGAAAUCAAUGCACUAGCUCGAGCCUAUCUAAUAAAUGCUGAUGGGAUCAUUGAGACCUCCUUCAGCCCUGGCAAGUAUUCUAUGGAGAUUUGUUCUGUUGCUUAUGACCUUCUAUGGCGAUUUGAUCAUGAAGCACUCCCCGCAGACCUAAUUAGCAGGGGGAUGGCUGUUGAAGAUCCAGAUGCUCCUCAUGGCCUAAGGUUAACGAUCAAGGAUUACCCUUUUGCCAAUGAUGGACUGGUUCUCUGGGAUAUUCUCAAAGAAUGGGUCUCUGAUUAUGUGAACCAUUACUAUCCAGAGGCAAGCCUAGUGGAGUCAGACGAAGAGCUUCAAGCAUGGUGGACUGAAAUCCGUACGGUUGGGCAUGGUGACAAGAAAGAUGAACCCUGGUGGCCUGUCCUCAAAACACCACAAGACUUGAUCCAAAUUGUUACAACCAUCACUUGGGUAACCUCAGGUCAUCAUGCAUCUGUCAACUUUGGACAAUAUACCUAUGCCGGUUACUUUCCCAGCAGGCCAACGAUUGCUAGAAAGAAUAUGCCAACCGAAGAGGCAACUGAAAGAGAUUGGGAGUUUUUCAUGAAUAAACCUGAAGUUUUACUCCUACUGUGCUUCCCUUCACAAAUUCAAGCUACCACGGUGAUGGCUAUUUUGGAUGUGUUAUCGAACCAUUCUCCGGACGAGGAGUACUUGGGAGAAAAAUCGGAGUUGGCAUGGGCCAAAGAUCCUGUGAUACAAGCAGCAUUUGAAAAAUUUAAUGGGAGGUUAAUGGAGCUUGAAGGGAUUAUUGAUGAGAGGAAUGCAAACAAGGAUUUGAGGAACAGAAAUGGUGCUGGGAUUGUGCCAUAUGAGUUUUUGAAGCCAUUCUCUGAGCCUGGGGUCACUGGGAAGGGAGUUCCAUAUAGCAUCUCCAUCUGAGCUUAAUAUCUCAAAUUGUUCUGUUAUGGGAUGCUCGAAUGGCUUCGGGGUAUGGUAUGGACAUGUGUCUACUUGAAAUAAAAUUGACCUCUUUAAAAUAAAAAUAAAAUUGAGAGCUUGAAAUAACUCAAAAA
Molecule: messenger RNA, 2915 nt
Organism: Gossypium raimondii (Peruvian cotton)
Lineage: Eukaryota; Viridiplantae; Streptophyta; Magnoliopsida; Malvales; Malvaceae
Product: linoleate 13S-lipoxygenase 2-1, chloroplastic
Exons: 9
Coding region: 67-2781 (904 amino acids)
Biological process (GO): lipid oxidation
Molecular function (GO): metal ion binding; oxidoreductase activity, acting on single donors with incorporation of molecular oxygen, incorporation of two atoms of oxygen; protein binding
Source: RefSeq, a predicted model, not a curated record